AUGAGCCUGCAAGUUAGUUUCAGCUCGUUGCCGAAGCCGACGCUAGGUCUUCGACUCUCUGAAUGUUCCUUCGUUUCUUCCAACAAUUGUGGAUCAUUCUUGUUUUCCACCGCUAUUAGGGAGGAAGUUGACACCGUCGCAUAUCUAUUCCAUAUCUAUAGUUUGUUCUUAACUGUAAGAUGCCAGCAGCAUAUUUUCCAAGCCACAAAGCACUUCGAUCAUCUGCAAAAUUUCUACUCAGAUGCAGCCAGUCGAGCUUAUUUCAAUCGUCAAUCUUAUCGGUCAUGCAUAGAUAGCACUGCUUAUCUUAGCACUGCUUACCUUGUCUCCGUGUCUGCUCAUAGUUCUUCCUCUCAUAUAUCCCAGAGGAGUACGACAUCAGUAGGAAAUGCUUUGUCUCAUGAACCUGAAUUGAUCGCCAAUAAUCAGAGUGGUUGGGGUUCUACAGUGGAUCGUAAACCUUUCUGGUUCAGAGAUUCACUGAAUGCUUUGAGUUGUAAACCUCCUUCGGUAAAUGGGAGUAGUCAGUUAGCUUCAUUACUCUUCUCAUCCUGCCCUAAUGGAGUAGCUACUGACAUACCCCUUGAUGGUUCUCCACGGGAAGAACUACUUGAUAGUCCUUCAAGUUCAUCUGAGGCAGACCAGAAAAAGCCAAGUAAUAGAGUGUUGAAACUACUGUCUGGAUCAUGUUAUCUGCCACACCCAGAUAAGGAGGAAACUGGUGGUGAGGAUGCUCAUUUCAUAUGGGAUGAGCAGGCGAUAGGUGUAGCAGAUGGUGUUGGUGGCUGGGCGGAUCAAGGGGUUGAUUCAGGACAAUAUUCUAGGUCACUUAUGUUACAUUCAGUAGAUGCAAUUGAAGAAGAGCCGAAAGGGUCCAUUAAUCCAUUAAAGGUGUUAGAGAAAGCCUAUGCAAGAACUAAAGAGAAAGGAUCAUCAACAGCUUGCAUUAUCGCACUUACAGAUCAGGGGAUUCAUGCAGUCAACCUUGGUGACAGUGGUUUCAUAAUAGUUAGAGAUGGUUGCACUGUAUUCAAAUCACCAGUGCAGCAACAUGAUUUCAACUUUACUUAUCAACUGGAGAGUAGCAAUGCGAGCGAUCUUCCUAGUUCUGCCCAGGUGUUCACUGUCCCAGUCGAAUCAGGCGACGUGAUUGUCACAGGGACAGAUGGUCUCUUCGAUAACCUGUACAACAAUGAGAUCACUGCCGUGGUGGUUCAUGGGAUUCGAGCUGGUUUGGAACCUCAAGUGAUGGCCCAGAAGAUUGCCGCAUUGGCUCGCCAACGAGCUCAGGAUAAGAACAGGCAAACACCAUUCUCGACUGCAGCUCAACACGCUGGAUACCGAUACUAUGGAGGCAAGCUAGAUGACAUUACUGUUCUUGUAUCCUUCAUUACUGCCUUCGGCGCUUAAAAUCGUACCCCCUAUUGCCUUGCUACUUAUUAACUUUCCAGAUUUUGUUUUUGUUUCACGUGUUUAUAUGAUGAUGAGCGAACCAUUUCGAUUA
This is a messenger RNA of Zingiber officinale, 1504 nucleotides long. Its product is annotated as probable protein phosphatase 2C 80. The transcript has 6 exons. NCBI's taxonomy places the organism in Eukaryota, Viridiplantae, Streptophyta, Magnoliopsida, Zingiberales, Zingiberaceae. The record is from RefSeq and is a predicted model, not a curated record. Bases 1 to 1410 code for a protein of 469 amino acids.